Molecule: messenger RNA, 1797 nt
Organism: Prorocentrum cordatum
Lineage: Eukaryota; Dinophyceae; Prorocentrales; Prorocentraceae
Source: the annotation of a GenBank genome assembly
AUGUUGGUCAGCUUCGACGCUGUGGCCGUGGACUUGCCCAGCCUGCCAGACGAGGCAUCCUCAGCGGCGAGUCCUGCAUGGCACCACAUGACCCGAGAUGUGGGCAUGCUGGGGUACCACAUGGAGGGAACGGAUGGAUGGAAGCUCUUCGGCAUCACGAAGUACGAGGGGCUGGACCCUGGUCGCGCUACCAUUCACCGCCCGGCCGAUCUUCUCCAGGAUUUGGAGCAGGACGCGAAGCGGGAGUGGCUCCACAAGGGGGACAUCGCGCUUCAACAAUGCAUUGGCGAGCUGAAGAACGUGAUGCGGGAGAGGAAGGACAUGCUCAGUACCAAGGACCGCCUUCCGUGCUGGGUCGAGGCGGACGCGGCAGUCCUCGAACACCUCAUGAAGGAGAUCUCCCGCGGUAGCUCCUGCAUGCUCAAAUUGUCCAACGUGCUGCGCUCGGUGGACCCCGUCCUCCAGGGCCACUCCCUGGUCACGAUGCUGGAAGCGCGGGAGUUCGUCGACAAGCUUAUCCAGGGGGGCGAGCAUACGGAUGAUGCGCUGCAGCGCUUGGAAGGUCGUGGUGUGGUCACGUGGUGCCCUACGGGUCGUGAGGACAUCGGCCGGAUUUGCGCGGGUAUCGCCAAGGCGGCGAUGGCAGGACGCUCGGCGCAGGUAUCGCUGGUCAUACCGUUGGACCCGCGCCUUGGCUGCCACUCCAUUCGCCAAUUCUGCGACACCUGGUCCCAUGAGCUCUUACAGGGCAAAUGGGCACCGUUUAUCCGGCACGUCCAGCUCAGCCACGAGCCCAUGAAGAUUGUGGUUACAGGGCUGCACGCCCCCAUGCAUCAGGUCAAGAGCCUCUGCAUGGUCACGCUCAUAGCAAUUCCGGGCGCCGACAGCAACCUGGUGAUCGUGGACGUUGCUGCGGAGGACGAGGUAGAUUUUCUCAUCAAAACCGGGCAGGUUUCCCAAUAUGUUAUCACCUCAUGGAAUGGCCCCACCAAGGCAGCCAGUUCCACCCCCGACUCCAAGAGGAUCAUCUACACUGGCCGCUUGGGGGUAUCAGGGAAUUGGGCUCCCAGAGUUCCGUUAGUAGCGCUGAAGGAGACCUUCCUCGGAAUCGACAUGGUCUUGGGCCUGCGCUCCACGCGCAGCAACCCAGACACCAUCCUCGUCGACAUCUCUGGCCUGGCCGCUGCUAUCAAAGUCCAUGAGUUGAUCGAGGGUGCCGCGUUAGUACCUCCACGUCUAUUGGUGGCGAGGUCUACGGCUUCGGAGGUGCAGUGGGGACCAACCGCCUAUGAUUUCUACCACACGGAUGCGGGUGCCUACGUGGAGAAGGCCCGCUUCCUGGCGGAGCCCCCCGUGCUGGACGAGCAGAAAGACGCGAAACGCAUCCGAGCCAGGGGCAGCGACGGUAAAGAACUGGACAUGAUCAUCCGGGUGUCCGGGGAGUUCGUGGGCGCCCGACUCCUGGAGGUGCCGAGUUUCGUAUCCAUGACGAGUACCGCCACCGGCCUCCCUCUAUCACCAUCGGCUUCGGAGACAUCGACGGUGCCAUACCAGUGGAAGCCCAUGGUGGACGCUCGGAGGGGUUGGCAGGGCCACGCAUUGCUCCAUGUGCGCACGACUGAGGAGGUACUCUUGACAUUCGAGCGGCUGGAAGGUAAGACGACCGACCUCGCGGCUGGCGGGCGCAUGGCCAUUGAGGUCAUUCCCACGUCGCGGGGGUCGAGAGCAUUCGAGCGGGCCGCGGGCAUCAGGCGGGCCGCUGAUAUGCACGAUCGCACGCCGGGCAUGUUGAAUUAG